Messenger RNA from Trichoderma asperellum CBS 433.97, 834 nucleotides. NCBI's taxonomy places the organism in Eukaryota, Fungi, Ascomycota, Sordariomycetes, Hypocreales, Hypocreaceae. The record is from RefSeq and is a predicted model, not a curated record.
AUGGCUGAAGCUAUCGGUUGGAUCAAUGACGCGGUGUCUUUUUUUCAAUUCCUGGAAUCUCUGAUCCCAGGCUCGCAGGCGGCCUAUUCUACGGUGCGAGUUGAAGCCGGACUCAACGGAAAUGGACUUAGUGGUGCUGAUGGCACAAUCUCCAUGAUACGCAUAUAUGACAACAACCAGAACCUUAUAGGCCAGACCGAUGGCGGCUACGUUUCUAGCGGCGGCUACAGCGACUUUAGUAUCGAGCAGUCUGGUAACGAGCAAGCCGUGUUUGCUCAAAUAUACUCCUCUAAUGAUGCAGUUUGUGUGUCCUAUGCCUCCACUAGUUGGACCGACGGCAGCCAAUACGCAUGGGUUGGAGACUGGGGAUACCUGUGUGGAUUGCCAUGUGCACCUAGAUGUACCUGGAUUGACGGUGACGACACCAAUGGCCUUUACGCGCAAAGUCUGUUAAUCGACUGGACCUCGUUCGGACAAAGCAACCAAAACACGGACCCCAACUCAUUCUGUGGUUACCCGGCGCUGCGCUCCUACACUUCCAGUGGCGGCGAGGUAGUUAAACGCGAUAAGACUCCUAAGCUCGACUCUAGGCUUGUUAUCAGCUCUGCUGCGUCACACAACGCAACAGAACUUUGUUUGAGCGAAACCUCCCGUGGCCCAGACCUUGUGUCAAUGGCUGAAGGCGUGUUUUGUGAUAUGGCCACCAAAGAAGUCCUGCCUCUUUGUGAUCAAGGCACAAAGCAUGACUGCUUUCACGUUGACUCUCGUACUAAAUUGCUAAGCAAUGAAACUACGCAUGCAAAGUCAUACACUAAAGUUCUUCAAUGGAAGUAG